Messenger RNA from Coffea eugenioides, 1830 nucleotides. RefSeq names its product patellin-4. The record is from RefSeq and is a predicted model, not a curated record. NCBI's taxonomy places the organism in Eukaryota, Viridiplantae, Streptophyta, Magnoliopsida, Gentianales, Rubiaceae. Gene Ontology annotation, molecular function: lipid binding. Bases 114 to 1667 code for a protein of 517 amino acids. The transcript has 5 exons.
UUGAUUUCCUUCUCUCAACUCUUCAGAGGGCCAAAGAAGAACCAGCAGUGGAGAAGCAAGAGGAGGAUUUGUGAUAGAAAUACAGCAAUAUCAGAAGUAAAAGCAUUGUUACCAUGACUGUUGAGGAGAAAUCAGAGGCAACUCAGGUGGUGGUUGAAGUGGCUGUUACAAAGGAAGAGGUUUUGAAGGAAGAAAAGGAGAUGGAGAAAGUGCAGCAAGUGAAGGAUGUGAUUGAUGGUGAAGAAUGCAAAGAAGGGAAGAUGGUUGAGAAGAGUUCUUCUUAUAGGGAAGAAAGUAAUUUUCCUUCUGAUCUGAAAGAGUUUGAGAAGAAGGCUUUGAAUGAUUUGAAGUCGAAGCUGGAAGAAGCCAUUCUGGGGAACAAGCUCUUUAAGAAAGAAGUGGCAAAAGAGGCUCCAAAGGUGUCACCGAAAAAGGAAGGUGAAGUGAAGAAAGAAGAAACAGAGGAGGCUGCAAAAGAAGGUGAAGAAAAAGUUGAAGAGAAGAAAGAUGGAAAGGAGGAAGAGGAAGGUGAUGAAGAGAAGAAAACUGAGGAAAAUACCGAAGAAAAGAGUGAUGAGAAGAAUGGUGAGGAGAGUGAGAAGGCUGAUGUAGAUGUUGAGGUUGACAAGGAUAUCUUCAUUUGGGGAGUGCCCCUUUUGGCUAGUAAAGGGCAUGAGGGAACUGAUGUGGUUCUCUUGAAAUUUUUAAGGGCUAGGGACUUCAAAGUCAAUGAGGCAUUUGAGAUGCUGAAGAAAACUCUUCAAUGGAGAAAAGAGUUGAACAUUGAUUUGGUUUUGGAUGAAGAAUUAGGGGCUGAUCUUGCAUCUGUUACAUACAUGAAUGGAGUUGAUCGUGAAGGCCGCCCCAUCUGCUACAAUAUUUUUGGAGUUUUGGAUGAUGCGGAGCUCUACAAGAAGACUUUUGGGACUGAGGAGAAGCGCACUCAGUUCUUGAGAUGGAGAGUCCAGCUUAUGGAGAAGGGAAUUCAAAAGCUUGAUUUCAAGCCUGGAGGUGUCAAUUCCUUGCUUCAGAUCAAUGAUCUCAAGAACUCACCCGGGCCAUCCAGGAAGGAAGUUCGUGUUGCUACAAAACAAGCUGUUGCUCUUCUCCAAGACAACUAUCCUGAAUUUGCAGCCAAAAAUAUAUUUAUCAAUGUUCCCUUUUGGUACUAUGCCUUCCAUGCACUGCUAUCACCAUUUUUAACUCAAAGAACUAAGAGCAAAUUCAUCAUCGCUCGCCCGGCUAAGGUCACUGAGACCUUACUGAAGUAUAUUCCAAUUCAGGAAAUUCCUAUUCAGUAUGGUGGCCUGAAGAGGGAUGUUGAUUUUGAGUUCUCAACUGCUGAUGGUGAAGCAUCAGAAAUUGUCAUCAAGGGUGGAUCAACUGAAAUUGUUGAAAUUCCAGCACCAGAGAUUGGAACCACAUUCGUCUGGGAUCUGACAGUUGUAGGAUGGGAGGUGAGCUACAAAGAAGAAUUUGUGCCAACUGAUGAGAACUCGUAUACCAUUAUCGUACAGAAGGAGAAGAAACUGGCCUCAAAUGAAGAACCAAUUCGCAAGACUUUCAAGAACCAUGAACCAGGGAAAAUCCUCUUAAAUAUCCAGAAUUCUUCAAGCAAGAAAAAGAAGGCAUUCUAUCGAUACAAGAUCAAGAAAUCCAGCUUCUAAAGCUCUUUCUUCUAUAGUUUAUACUAUAAUUUGAGCCGGAGAAUGAUUUGUUAUUACAUUUUUUCGUUUUGUUUAGGAUUCAUAUUCUUUUGUCUUGUGCAAAUUUUUUGGGUUGGAUCAAGAAUGUUGUGAAAAUGAGUCGAAUGAUUAUUAUUGCGAAUAA